Lolium perenne is the source of this 732-nucleotide messenger RNA. NCBI's taxonomy places the organism in Eukaryota, Viridiplantae, Streptophyta, Magnoliopsida, Poales, Poaceae. The record is from RefSeq and is a predicted model, not a curated record.
AUGAUGCUGUCCUUGUACGCGACCAUCGUCCUGCUCCUCCUCGCCGGCGUGGAGUCGGCGUCCAGGAAUGACUGCAAUGCCGGCGACAUCGCGGCGCUGGUCGCCGUCAAGGCGGCCUUCAACAACGCCUCCUACUUCGCGUCCUGGACGCCGGCCACCAAGUGCUGUCACUGGCGUGGCAUCAAGUGCGAAUACUUCCCGGCCACGGGCCAGGUGAACGUCAUCGGCCUCGACAUCGUCGAGGACGACAACGUCGCCGGCACUAUCCCCGGCGCCGCCAUCGUCGGGCUGGCCAAUCUCGUGGACCUGACGCUGUACAAGGUUCCGGGCUUGUACGGCCCCAUCCCCAAGGAGCUCGCUAGGAUCUCCGGUCUCUUUGCGCUCACGGUCUCCGGGACUCGCGUGUCCGGCCCCGUGCCGUCCUACCUGGGCGCGCUCACCGCGCUCCAGUUCUUGGACCUCUCCUCCAACCGGCUCACCGGCGGCAUCCCGCCGUCCCUCGCCGCGCAGCCCCACAUCACCAGCAUCGACCUCAGCGGCAACCGGCUCAGCGGUGGAAUCCCGGUGGAGGUGCUGAACCUGGACGGCCUGCAGUUCUUCAACGUCAGUAGCAACAGGCUCUGCGGCAUGGUGCCCACCGGUUCUGCAGCGAGGUUCGGCGAGUCCGCCUUCCAGCUCAACAAGUGCCUGUGCGGUGAUGCUCGGCUCCCUCCAUGCCACCACACAAACUGA